CUGCAACGCCGGAGAUCCCCUGGCCUGCUUGGAUGCUGGGCGGUUCGGGUAUCAAAGGUCUGUUCUUAUUUGAAAUGGCGAACGUUGUUCGACAUGUCUGAGAUCAAACCCGAUUCGGAUACUUGAGGCAAGCCUCCUCUCGUCAUCUUCAGCACGACACCGGGUUAUCGCACACCAUCAUGGCGGACGCAGUCGUUGUUCAGCGUGUACCUUCUCUUGUGACCACGAGUGUUGUCGUGGUUUCUGCCGUUUUCCCGUUGCUCUCUCUCAUCACGAUCUUGUUCCGGUACAAGGCUCGAAGAGUCGCUCGUCUCCAACUACAAUCUGAUGAUUGGUGGAUUGUCAUAUCAUGGUUUCUUACAAUACCCCUCAGUAUUAACGUCUGGACGUUCGGGUCUAUAAUGGGAAUCGACUACUACAAAAUCGAUCCAAUGAAAGGGACCCAGAAAUCAUUGAUGUGCAUCUUGAUCUCUAGUACAAUUCUCCAGCCCGCGUUAGCCUCCGUGAAGAUCUCAGUCCUCUUGUUCUACAAGAGAAUCUUCUCCAAAGGCUCCACAACGUUUGGAAUUGUAGCUUGGGUUGGGAUCGUUGUCGUGGGUUGUUGGGGCAUUAUCUUCUUUUUCAUGAUUCUACUUUGCGGCAACCCAGUGUCAACAGCAUGGACCGGGGUAGGAACUUUCCGCUACGACGCCGUUCAGCUCGGAUACGCCCAAAGCGGGACUAGCAUUGCUCUUGACUUCGUGGUCCUCGCAUAUCCUCUUCCAGUCAUUUUUGGGCUCCAUAUGGAUGCAAAACGAAAGAUCGCGGUAAUGUUCAUCUUCUGGCUUGGUGCUUUCUGCGCUGUAGCGGCAAUCACUCGCUUGGUCUUACUUAGGGAGUCCUUAGAGUUAGUCGCGCAAUCGAAGGGCUUCGAAGCCGUCUACAACCAAGCCAAACAAUUCUGCUUCAUGAUCCUCGAACCCAACUGUUCCAUCAUUGCGGCCUGUCUCCCUUGCUAUGGGCCUCUCUUCGCCCACGGUCGAGGCAUGGAGUCCAUACUUCGCAGCGUGCGUUCCGUAUUCUCUCUCCGUAGCCGCUCCUCUCCACAUGGUUCCGACAACUCACGAAACUGGACCCCGGGACAGCCAAAGGUCUCUGAUGUAGACGGAAGCAUAGCGCUUAUUAGUUCCGAGGGUAUCUCGCAGCAUACUAAUGAGGAGCACGGGGGACGUGAUUUGCAGGAGAUUCGCGUUACGAAGGGAUAUCAAGUCAGAACGGAGUCAAAAAGAGUGAAUUGA
This is a messenger RNA of Lindgomyces ingoldianus, 1277 nucleotides long. RefSeq lists its product as uncharacterized. The record is from RefSeq and is a predicted model, not a curated record. Bases 180 to 1277 code for a protein of 365 amino acids. Lineage: Eukaryota; Fungi; Ascomycota; Dothideomycetes; Pleosporales; Lindgomycetaceae. The transcript is spliced from 7 exons.